This is a messenger RNA of Symbiodinium sp. CCMP2592, 909 nucleotides long. Lineage: Eukaryota; Dinophyceae; Suessiales; Symbiodiniaceae. The record is from the annotation of a GenBank genome assembly.
AUGGUGGAAGCUGUGGCGGCCGCCUUCGCACAGGAGCCACGGCUGAAGGAGGUGGGGCUUGGCUUCCUUUGCGACCACUCGGGCAAGCUCUUCACGAAGAAGCCGAGCUUGAAAGAUGCAAUCUUUGCAGUGGUCAAGGCUACGAAUGGGGCGAGCCGAUUGAGUGCCUACAUGCUUCGGGAUGCGAUCCUUCGGUUCUACACCAAUAACCACUUGUUUCCGGCUGGGCUAUGUGCAGAUGCUGAGUGUUGGCCGCACCCGGCGGAUUUGCAAGAGCGCCAGGUGAGUCGCUUGGCUUCGCAGCUUCAGGGUCUUCGUUUGCUGAGCAAGGACUCGGUUUUCGCUGACCUCGCCACGUGGCUGCCUGAACCUUCGAAAGGGUUCCCCUUAUCCAGCCAGUAUGCAGGGGCCUUCGACGCUGAGGAUGUGGAUGGCAUUCACGAGCCGCCUGAGGAUCAUGAACCCAAGCCCAAAAAAGCGGGGAACAAGAAAGCUACGAAGCCGAAGAGCAAGGCAGGUUCCAAAAAAGCGGGGCCCAAGAGCAAGGCAGGUUCCAAAGAAACGGGGCCCGAGAGCAAGGCAGGUUCCGAAGAAACGGGGCCCGAGAGCAAGGCAGGUUCCGAAGAAACGGGGCCCGAGACGGAGGAGCUGGACCCGGACUUAAUCGAUCAGUACGUGCCCAACCUCUAUGGUGAGAAGCGACUAACGUACAUCGCUACACACGCUCCACAGCAUGGCAACAAGGAGGCAGCUAAUAUGUGGAACUCGUCGCUUCAGAAGGCUAGGCUGCUGGCUGGUGUGAGCUUACGGGAGCUUAAGAAAAGGAAGUUCGUUCCCAAAGAAGCCACCGAAAACCCUUUUGUCAAGAUCGUCAAGCAGGCGAAGCUUGCUGCAGUGGGCGGGGCAUGA